UUGGACGUGGCCUUAGUUUUUUUUUUGUUUGUGCAAUCCAGAUCGAGACCAAAUUAGGUUUAUGUCAAAUGUACACUUUUCUUUCGUCUCACGUGCCUCAGAGGAACCGUGAGGGCCGUGGAGCGCGUUCACACACACACACACACAGACACACUGCCCCCUUCUGCUCCGGAGGGCCGGACAGGCAGAGCCUUUAGAAGAAAACUCGUGGUUUCAUGAGCAUCUCAGUAGUUUGGAGAGCGAGAGUGGCUGAGAUUGUAGAGUUCUGCUCUAAAUGAGAUGGUGGUGACUCUGUCUGUGCUCCUGUGGGUGUUUCAUGUCGCCGCGUCGUUUCCUCGUGAAGCUUAUGCAGUUGACUUUGAGCCUCCUAAUGAGCUUAACAACAGUGACUCAGACAUGGACUAUCUUCUUCCUUUGCUGUGUCAAAGUGCGUGCCAGCCACGAGAAACUUUAGUCAAGGUUUGGCAUGAGUUCCCUGAGGAAAUGCAUUACACCAUUUCUCCUUGUUUUGUGCCUGUGCAGCGGUGUGGGGGCCACUGUAGUGACGAGGCUACAGUGUGUGUGCCUGUGAAAAACGAUACUGUUCUGGUGCAGGUGCAACGGGCAGGUGACCCCGAUGUGUUCAUUGAGUUACCAUUUGUUCAGCACAGUCGCUGUAGUUGCAGAUCCAGGAAGCGUCUGAGUGCCUCAUUCAUACACUUUUAGAAGAAGUCUGAAAACUACCAAAAUGAUGCAGUGAAAUGUUGCAAUGGUGUUUUCCACAGUACAGUAACCAGUAUGUGUUUUGUGCAGUUUUGAAACACUAUUUGUAGAAUUGAAAACGCCAUUACCAAGGCUAUCUGUACACUGAACACAGGAAGUGUCUAAAAACUCUACUAUUUAAAGUUUAAAAUACACAGUAUAGUAACCAAACUAUAUUUUAGUUUAAAACAUUUUUAGAUCUGCGGGAAACACUAGUAGUUCAAGUCCCUAUUAGUCAAUGGAUGAAAGAACAAUUGAAUAAAUGACAUUUGGCAGUCACACAUCUGAAGUAAAUGUUAAAAACUAAGAUUUGCCACAAUGAUAGAGAAACACAGGGAAGACACCAAACUUGAAUACUUCCAACAGCUGCUUAUUUACUAGAGGACCACUGUUAGCUUGCAUGUGCUGUUCAAUUAUUAGGUUUCUGCAAAUAUUUAGUAAUAUAUUUUUUCCAUAACCACUCAGUACACAUCCUGACUUGGGUUGUUUUACAUCAGUUCAGAAUGAAGUUCAGGACUGAAUACAGAUCUGCAUUCUGUAUUAUGAAUAUUUGUAGUCAAGGAAAACAGUUAGGAAAGGACGUUUCAUUCAACUAUAUAGAAUUGUGUGGAAUUGUCUGAACUGAGAUUGGGAAGUCCUGACGAUAACCAUUAGUGUUCCUACACAAAACGUGAUGUUUCAAAGCACCAGCUGAUGAGUGUUUGAAUAGUGAAUUAUUGAUAUUUUGGCAAGGGAUAGAAUACUUUCAAAUCUCCCUAGGAUACAAAACAUGUUUUGGUAUUUCAGAACUCUUAUUUAUUGAUACUACUAAUGGUUGUUUCAAACACCAAGGUCAUUGUCUUUCAAUACACCUUGUAUUCUCUUCACACUCAUUUCUCUUGUGCUUCCAGGUUCUUUUCUAGUGGCAGCUCAGUUUCUGACACCUUCUUUUUACAGUGUAUAAUAAAUGGCAACUUGCAUUAUUUGUCUGUCCAGAGGCUAAAUCGCUGUGCUACUAUUUUCAUCACUACAUUCAAGUAAUUACUUUAGUGUGCACUUGCUUUGUAAUAAGAAAAGAGAAAAUUAUUACUGUAAAUGACGUAAUGCUAUGGAUAGGCCAGUGAAUCAGUAAAUACUGUAAAAGCUCUGUCAUUCAGCUACAGUGAUUUUCAGUUUUUCUUUUCUUUCUGCCCUUUUCAUUUUUGGUUGCGCAAGCAAUGGCGUCAACAAUGUCUAGCUUUUGUGUCCUGGUUUUAUCACUGCAUGUACACAAACAGCACGUUGCACUUACUAUUGAGGCUCUAGUUGUUUAAUGCUAUGUAAUCCUGUCCUGUGUUUUGGUGGGGAAGUGCAGUUUAAAUCAUGAGCAAUGAGUCAUGUUCAGCAGUAGACAUUAGGUGAAGAAGUCUGCUCUUCUAAGUUUAUUAGAACAUUGCAGAUCAGUGUAGCUGCUACACAAAUCUGUCCCUGACAUUUCAGCAGUCUAUAAAUACUAAGAUGCCAUUGACUCUGUGAGAAAACUAUCAGAUGUGCGCCACUUGUUACUGGAAUUAAGAAGAUGUCCAUUCACUCUGAAACAAAAUUAUAAGAGAGGGCAGUAUGAUAAUAUGUUGUUACUAUUAUCAAGAUGUCAGAAUACACUUUUCUGAGUAUACAGUGGUUAUUGUCAACAUUUCUAAAGUAUUGCAGUUGCAUGGAUAAUAAAAGAAGCCAAUUAAAGGGAUCUUGUAAAUAACAACUAGUGUAUUGACCACAUAGUAACAAAUGCCUAAUCUGAUGUCCUGAUGUUUCAUGAUUAUAUUUUAUUCAUUUAUUUUUACCAGUUGUUAACUUUUCCACCUGUUCCUUUUAAAAUGUAUUUUUUAAAACAUGUAAUAAAAUAGA
Messenger RNA from Pygocentrus nattereri (red-bellied piranha), 2604 nucleotides. RefSeq names its product vascular endothelial growth factor A. Gene Ontology annotation, biological process: sprouting angiogenesis; positive regulation of protein phosphorylation; vascular endothelial growth factor receptor signaling pathway. Gene Ontology annotation, cellular component: membrane. Gene Ontology annotation, molecular function: chemoattractant activity; growth factor activity; vascular endothelial growth factor receptor binding. The transcript has 5 exons. Lineage: Eukaryota; Metazoa; Chordata; Actinopteri; Characiformes; Serrasalmidae. The coding region runs from base 280 to 705 and encodes 141 amino acids. The record is from RefSeq and is a predicted model, not a curated record.